AUGUCGCUACCAUUUACCCAUCAGCCUUUCCAAGAAAUCCAGUUUGACAUAUUCGAAUGGUACCCCAGAUUCCAAUCAUGUCUACGCUUCUUCCUCGACCAUGGUCAGCACACCGAGUCGGUCCAAGCAGUGGCAGCCUUUAUCAACAUCAGGCUCCCCUACCAAAAGACCACCCCUCGAGCGACAGUAGCAGCAGCGCCGUCGACGACGACAGCACCGUCAUCCUCGGACCCCUCAGUCACCCUCGUCAUCCCCUACAUCCGCCGCCUCGUCGCCACAGCGUUCGACUCCCCCGCAGUGCUGCACGGCUUCUUUGGCGACGAAUGGACCGAGGGCGUGGGUCCCAUUCACGACUCGGAGCGCCGCAACUACCUCUUCGCCGCCAAAUCGGACUCAUGGCUGGCGGUCAAGAGCCACUACGACAUGGAUGACGAGCAGACUAUUCCGUUUCUGCGGCCCCUGCAGAAUGUCAGCCUGGCCGAGAUCGAGGGUGCCGAGACGGGUUGGAGUGACUGGCUUGCUAUGCAGGACUGGAUGCUCGGUCCGAGGUCGUUGAAUCCGGAUGAUGGUAUGAAGUAG
Molecule: messenger RNA, 579 nt
Organism: Geosmithia morbida
Lineage: Eukaryota; Fungi; Ascomycota; Sordariomycetes; Hypocreales; Bionectriaceae
Exons: 2
Coding region: 1-579 (192 amino acids)
Source: RefSeq, a predicted model, not a curated record